GGUCCGGUCCGGGGGGGGGGGGGUCCGGGAUCGAACGGAGCCGGUCCCGGUCCCGGUGCCCCGAGGAGCACAUGGACCUGGACGUGGACUACGAGAGACCCAACGUCGAGACCAUCAAGUGCGUGGUGGUCGGGGACAACGCGGUGGGCAAGACCCGGCUCAUCUGCGCCCGCGCCUGCAACGCCACCCUCAGCCAGUACCAGCUGCUGGCCACGCACGUCCCCACCGUGUGGGCCAUCGACCAGUACCGCGUGUGCCAGGAGGUGCUGGAGCGCUCCCGGGAUGUGGUGGACGAGGUCAGCGUCUCCCUGCGGCUCUGGGACACGUUCGGGGAUCACCACAAGGAUCGGCGCUUCGCCUAUGGCAGGUCAGAUGUGGUUGUUCUGUGCUUCUCCCUGGCCAACCCCAACUCCCUGCGGCACGUGAAGACCAUGUGGUACCCCGAGAUCAAGCACUUCUGCCCUCGGACACCCAUCGUGCUGGUGGGCUGCCAGCUGGACCUGCGCUAUGCCGACCUGGAUGCCGUCAACCGGGCACGGAGACCCCUGGCCAAGCCCAUCAAGCCCACGGACAUCCUGCCCCCGGAGCGCGGGCACGAGGUGGCCAAGGAGCUGGGGGUGCCGUACUACGAGACCAGCGUGGUGGCUCAGUUCGGCAUCAAGGACGUGUUUGACAACGCCAUCCGCGCCGCGCUCAUCUCCCGCCGGCACCUCCAGUUCUGGAAGUCACACCUGAAGAAGAUGCAGCGGCCGCUGCUGCAGGCUCCGUUCCUGCCCCCCAAGCCCCCCCCCCCGGUCAUCCGUGUCCCCGAUGCCGCUGCCGGCCGCGGCCGCGGUGCCGCCGCGCUCUUCCGCACCCCGACCUGCGCCGACGUGGCCUUCGAGCUGCAGGGCGGGCAGCGCGUGUUCGCGCACCGCGUGUUCCUUGCCACCGCCUGCUCCAAGUUCUAUGACCUGUUCACGCUGCAGGGGCCGGAUGGGCACCGGGAGAGCCUGGAUGGGCACCGGGAGAGCGCGGCGGAUGGUGGCGGUGCCGCGGCACCGGGCUCGCGCCAUGAGGAUGCGCCGGGGACGGGGGGGGACGCAGGGGAUGUGGGGGGGGAUGGAGGGGACGGCAGCAUCCGGGACCUGUCCUCGUGGGGCCGCGGGUUCGUGAGCAUGGGCUGGGCGGUGGUGCCGGAGCCGGUGUCGGGACGGGAGCGCCGGAUGGUGCUGGUGCGCAUGGAGCCGCGGGUGCAGCCGGAGCCGUUCCGUGCCGUGCUCGAGUACCUGUACACCGGGAGGCUGGACCAGGCCCGCGGUGACCUGCGGCACGUGGCCACCAUCGCAGAGCUGCUGGAGGUGUUUGACCUGCGCAUGAUGGUGGCCAAUGUGCUCAACAAGGAGAGCUUCAUGAACCAGGAGAUCACCAAAGCCUUCCACGUGCGCCGCGCCAACCGCAUCAAGGAGUGCCUGGCCAAGGGGGUCUUUGCAGACGUGGUGUUCCGGGUGGACGACGGUUCGGUGCCGGCACACAAGCCGCUGCUGAUCGCGGGCUGUGACUGGAUGAUGGCCAUGUUCCGAGGGUCCUUCCGGGAGAGCUAUGCCUCUGAGGUCCCGUUGCCUGGCACCAGCUGUGCCUCCCUCCGCGCUGUCCUUGACUUCCUGUACACCGGAGUCUUCACCCCAGCACCGGACCUGGAUGCGCUGGAGCUGCUCAUCCUGAGCGACCGGCUGUGCCUGCCGCGCCUGCAGGCGCUCACCGAGCAGUACGCGGUGGAUGAGCUGCUGAGGGCGUUCAUGCAGCACGUGGAGAUCGAUGAGCAGGUGCUGCUGUACCUGGAGCUGACACAGUUCCACAACGCUCAGCAGUUGGCAGCCUGGUGCCAACACUACAUCUGCACCAACUACAACAGCGUCUGCCGCCGCUUCCCCAGGCACAUGAAGUUCAUGGCGCCAGAGACCCGUGCCCACCUGGAGCGCCACCGCUGGCCCCCAGUGUGGUACCUGAAGGAGGAGGACCUGUACCUGCGGUGCAAGAAGGAGCGUGAGCGCGAGGAGCAGCGGGAGCGGCUGCACCACCCGCGGCACAGCUGGUGCUUCUGGCGCCCGCGGGUGUCCUGACCCCCCCCCUGGUGCUGUCCUGGUGCUACCUCUGGUGCUGCUCCUGCCCUGCCUGCAGGGGGGGCUGUGGGUGCUCCGGGGGGGGCUCCUCACCCCCCCCCCCCCCUCAUCUCGUGCCUUGGCCUCGUCCGGCCCCGGCCUCAACUGCACAAACCUGUGGGGACUUUUGUACACGAGCACCGCGGAUGGGGCCCCCCCAACACCCC
Molecule: messenger RNA, 2308 nt
Organism: Melopsittacus undulatus (budgerigar)
Lineage: Eukaryota; Metazoa; Chordata; Aves; Psittaciformes; Psittaculidae
Product: rho-related BTB domain-containing protein 2-like
Exons: 9
Coding region: 72-2102 (676 amino acids)
Biological process (GO): establishment or maintenance of cell polarity; cortical cytoskeleton organization; regulation of actin cytoskeleton organization
Cellular component (GO): cell projection; cytoskeleton; cytoplasmic vesicle
Molecular function (GO): GTPase activity; protein kinase binding; GTP binding
Source: RefSeq, a predicted model, not a curated record